AUGUAUACUUCGUAAUUUCUAAAUAAAGUCAGAUUUAAUUAUUAUAGCAAAAAGAGAUUGAGUUCAAAUGUUAAAUAUAUAAAUUCAGGAAAUAUGUUAGAAGGCAUUUUCUCAUGUAUUUUUCUUAUAUAUGUACAUACAUAGAUGACUUUCUGACAUUGCUAAAAUAUGGCCAAAGGAAGGGAGAAAACAUGGCCACCUAUGGUGUAUAAAAGCUUACGACCUAAGACUUACAAGCACAGUAAAGUGCUAGAAAGGGAAGGCAAUGUAUCGCUCAAGAAGCAAACUCUUCUGUUACUUUGCGAUCAAUGGAUUAUUGAUGUGCUUGUUGUACCGGAGUGCAGAAGCAAUUGUUGGAGUCGACGAAUGCCAGGCAACCCGUGUGAUACACUUUCUUCAAUAUCCAGGUUGUGUCCCAAAGCCAAUUCCUAGUUACGCGUGCAGAGGAAGAUGCAGCAGCUAUCUGCAGGUGUCCGGAUCGAAGAUGUGGCAAAUGGAGAGAAGCUGCAUGUGUUGUCAGGAGAGCGGCGAGAGAGAGGCUAGUGUGUCCCUGUUCUGUCCGAGGGCGAAACCAGGGGAGAAGAAAUUCCGGAAGGUGAUUACCAAAGCGCCGCUGGAAUGUAUGUGCAGACCGUGCACCAGCGUCGAGGAAUACGCGAUAAUCCCUCAAGAAAUCGCGGGAUUCGCCGACGAGGGUCCUUUUGCAACAUCGGCGCAUUUCAGAAGAUCCUCUGGCUUACAAUAGACACGUAUCUAUAUAAUCUUUUUUGGCGAAUUUAAUAUUAUUCUCUGGCCAUCGAGAUUGUCGUCGAGCAGCAUUAGAUAUUUUAAGAAACUGGUAAGAACAAAUCCUCUUGAAUGUUUUGGUAUUAUAGUUUUCUUCAAAUAUGUAAAAGCGCGGUCGAGACUCUACGACAGAUUUCGAUAUAUGCCUACACAACUCUCUGCGCAAGAAUAAAUCAAAAUAUUUUUAUCUCAUUGACGUGCUCGAGAAAACAAGAUUGAUAACAGUUUUUAUGUAACAUGAAAUUCUUUUCCUUUUUUUAUCUUUUUAUGACAUGAUUUAUGUAUUAUAGAAAUGUGUUCGUGUAUAUAUUUAUGUAUCACGACGUGUUUCGAACACUUGUACAACGAUAUCUUUAUUUAUAUUAUGUAUACAGGGUGUCCUACCAAAAAUGGCCAUCCCUUUUAUCUUUUAAAUUAAAAGAGAUAGAUCGUAACAAAUAUAUAACUGAACUCUAUUGUAAGCAUAAUAGUUGCUUAUAAAAGCUAUUUUUGUGUUAACAAACGGAAAAAUAUGCAUAAUUUUUUUAUAACAAUGUAAAUAUUUCGACAAUAAAAAUUGUAGCGCUGUUUGAAACGAAUACAAGAUGUAAUAUAAAUAUUUUAAGUUUAAUA
Formica exsecta is the source of this 1398-nucleotide messenger RNA. RefSeq names its product bursicon (gene Burs). The transcript has 4 exons. NCBI's taxonomy places the organism in Eukaryota, Metazoa, Arthropoda, Insecta, Hymenoptera, Formicidae. The record is from RefSeq and is a predicted model, not a curated record. Gene Ontology annotation, biological process: animal organ morphogenesis. Gene Ontology annotation, molecular function: BMP binding; receptor ligand activity. The coding region runs from base 266 to 745 and encodes 159 amino acids.